UUUUGGAGGAGCAAGUAAGCGAAAUAUUCCAUCGCGCCGACGACGACUAGGCGCCCAACCGAACCAAACAUACAAAGACGAGGCGGCUUUGCUUUUACCUGGCCCUGACGAUCGGCCCGCGACACUCGCCGCACAAAUUCCCCCCGGUGACGGCAGCAAAACCAGACUCACAAACAUGGCGUCAGCCGUGGCAAAGCCAUCAAAGCCUCUGGCUUGGGCCGACGACGACGACGUGGACGAGGGCGCGCCGGCAACGGACCGGCUGCCGGACCCGCAAACCAUCGUCAACAAGGACGGCACCAAGACCAUCAUCAGCUGGCGCUACAACGACGUGAACCAAAAGGUCAAGACGACCAGGCGGGUGCGCCUGACGACGCACCGCGAGGUCGUCAGCCCGCGCGUGGCCGACCGCAAGACGUGGGGCAAGUUCGGCCUCUCGGCCAAGGACACCGUGGGCCCCGCGGCCGACACGACAUCGGUGGGCGAGAACAUCAUCUUCCGGCCCUCGGCCAACUGGCGCAAGGAGGCCAAGGACGAGUCCAAGGACCCGAACGCAAACGCCAUGAAGGACAAGCUCAAGGACAAGAAGGUCAAGUGCCGCAUCUGCAACGGCGAGCACUUUACGGCCCGCUGCCCUUACAAGGACACCAUGGCCCCCGUCGGCGAGGCCGGCGCCGGUGGGCCGGGAGGCCCGGGUGGGGACAUGGGGCUCGAUGACGACAUGGGAGGCGGCGGCGGCGGCGGUGGCGCGGGCGGCGCGGGGGCCGGUAAGAAGGGCUCCUACGUGCCGCCCGCCCUGCGCAAUGGCGGCAAGGAGGGCGAGAAGAUGGGCGGCGCCGGCGGCAAGUACGGCGAGAGGGACGACCUCGCGACCCUUCGUGUUACCAACGU
This is a messenger RNA of Gaeumannomyces tritici R3-111a-1, 891 nucleotides long. RefSeq lists its product as hypothetical. NCBI's taxonomy places the organism in Eukaryota, Fungi, Ascomycota, Sordariomycetes, Magnaporthales, Magnaporthaceae. The transcript has 2 exons. Gene Ontology annotation, cellular component: eukaryotic translation initiation factor 3 complex; cytoplasm. The record is from RefSeq and is a predicted model, not a curated record. The annotation marks the transcript as partial. Gene Ontology annotation, molecular function: translation initiation factor activity.